This is a messenger RNA of Aspergillus terreus NIH2624, 405 nucleotides long. Its product is annotated as MGMT family protein. The record is from RefSeq and is a predicted model, not a curated record. NCBI's taxonomy places the organism in Eukaryota, Fungi, Ascomycota, Eurotiomycetes, Eurotiales, Aspergillaceae. Gene Ontology annotation, molecular function: methylated-DNA-[protein]-cysteine S-methyltransferase activity. Bases 1 to 405 code for a protein of 134 amino acids. Gene Ontology annotation, biological process: DNA repair. The transcript has a single exon.
AUGUCCUCCAAAGCCACUACAUCCCCUGAUCCAAAGAUCCAAAAAUCCCUCCACCGCAUCACCACCCAUCCAACCCUCACCCCCUACCGCCGCCGCGUCUACCGCGCGCUGCUCUCCAUCCCCGCCGGCCGCUGGACCACCUACGCCGCCCUGGCCAAGUACCUACACUCCAGCCCCCGCGCCGUCGGCUCCGCCAUGCGCACCAACCCCUUCGCCCCGGACGUGCCGUGCCACCGCGUGCUUGCGGCGGACGGGUCGCUCGGCGGGUAUAUGGGCAGCGGACCGGCGAGCGGGAGUGAGAAUCUACGGAGGAAGCAGCGUCUGCUCGAGAGCGAGGGGGUGACCUUUACUGAAGGCGGGAAGGGUGUGCGUGCUGUUGGGGAGUGUUUUGUGGGGUUUGCUUGA